Messenger RNA from Aspergillus novofumigatus IBT 16806, 760 nucleotides. RefSeq names its product copper metallochaperone ATX1. Gene Ontology annotation, molecular function: metal ion binding; copper chaperone activity. The transcript is spliced from 2 exons. The record is from RefSeq and is a predicted model, not a curated record. The coding region runs from base 87 to 326 and encodes 79 amino acids. Gene Ontology annotation, biological process: copper ion transport. NCBI's taxonomy places the organism in Eukaryota, Fungi, Ascomycota, Eurotiomycetes, Eurotiales, Aspergillaceae. Gene Ontology annotation, cellular component: cytosol.
CCUCAACCUUCGACAGCACAUUUGCUUUGACCCCCGGCUAUUUGUCCAUUAAAUCCAUCCUUCCAGGCCCAGGUCCUUCGUACACCAUGUCUGAGCAUCAGUACAAAUUCAAUGUCUCCAUGAGCUGUGGUGGCUGCUCAGGCGCUGUGGAGCGCGUCUUGAAGAAGCUAGAUGGCGUCAAGGCUUUCGAUGUGAACCUGGACUCGCAGACCGCCCUUGUCACGACAGAACCCACUGUUUCCUACGAGACUGUAUUGGCAACGAUCAAGAAGACAGGGAAGACGGUCAAUUCUGGAGAGGCUGAUGGAAACCCCAUGGAUGUUUGAUUUCGGUGCAGCGCCCAUCUCCGGUCCAAUACUCUAGACAAAUGAAGGCUGUGAUCGAUGUUGGUACAGGCCAUAAGCUCAUCAGCUGGGAUUUUGAUGCUCGUCAGAGCCGAUAAUGACUUGAUCAUAUGGCGCAGAUGGGCUUCAUCAGGUCCAUCUUUUCCCUUCUCACCAUAUUUCAAGAUACCAUGGCGAUUGCAUAGCGUGUUCGUUUUCUGGCUUGGUUUGUGCUUGGGGAUCAUAGUUGUCACAUCCGAUCGUUUUUCAAACGCUAGGCCCGUGUAUUACUUGAACGGUUUCUCUAUAGACUCCGAUUUGCGAACAUUUCAACACAACUAAGAGCAUACCAUCAUUAUGUUGUUACAAUGGUGCCGCUGGGCUAGCAUUGAUGAAAUCGUACAUAAUAAUAAAGGACACAGAACCGGGUAUCAUUC